AUGCCCCGCGUACAAGGGACAUGCAACAGACCAUGCUGCUCGUACAAGGGUCAAGCAUGCCCGCCCAACACUGGUCUUGACCCGGCUUUUGAUCUUUAUCCAUCGCACAAACCAUCGACGAUCUGCAGCAAGUACAUAUUUGAAAGACCAAAGCUAACUCCGAUCGCUGCGGUUUGA
Messenger RNA from Chondrus crispus (carragheen), 177 nucleotides. RefSeq lists its product as hypothetical. The record is from RefSeq and is a predicted model, not a curated record. Bases 1 to 177 code for a protein of 58 amino acids. The transcript has a single exon. NCBI's taxonomy places the organism in Eukaryota, Rhodophyta, Florideophyceae, Gigartinales, Gigartinaceae.